GUGGCCACACCCCCUAAAGAGCGGCUCGUGGAGUGGAGAGAGAGAGCCUCGUCAGGAGGCAGAAACGGGCAAUACGAAAAAAAAAAUACGCUUUUUUUUCACCAAAAUUAAGAGGAAGUCUGUUUUUGACGUGCAAGCCUUUCGACUCAGGAAUGCGUCGCUGAAAAAAAGAAAUCAGGAUUGACACAGAAGGAGCGAGUUUCCUGCAGAUUUUCGUGGUUGGAUUCGCUCGGCUAGUUUAGCUAGCCGGCCUAGCGUUCACCUCUGCCCGCGAAGCUCGUCACCAGUUCCCGGUCUCUGGCUUGUGGAAGGUUGUUUUUAGCGGUACUUAGCUGAGCGGUUGUGCAGUUGAUAGCGAGUUAUCGUUUAUGGGGCGUUUUUAUUGGCCCGUUCACUGGACUGCAUGGUUUGAACAGAGACUGACCAGUUUGUGAGGACGAGCUAACUAGCUAUCUGUCACCUUCGGUCCCACCCUCCUCCUCCUCGCUUCUCUCUCUCUCUCUCUCUCUCUCAGGCUAACAUUAGCUAGCUUCGUGUUAGCAAAGGCUGGCCGCUUUUACAAGACAACUUUACAACACAGCUACCUCUGCUGAGCUUCUUGAAACUCGGUAACGUUAGCGAACAUUAUUGGUGUUUCUUUCUUUAUUUAAAAAAAAACUCUUUAGUUGAUACACUGGCAGGAAGGAAAAUAAAAGCCCAAAGUGUAAGGAAAAGAGUAAAACCUGUGUGUGAGCUGAGCUAGGACAGUUUUUUGUUGUUGCAGGUUCUCUUGACAUCAGUGAAAGGAGCCACUUGUUUAGAGGAACCGCCAAAUAUAUAAAAACCACACACGUGGUUAGUUACUUUGCUUUUUUUUUUUUUUUUUUUAACUCUUAAACUCCCUUCAGUGCAGUUUGGUACCUGGUUGAUACUGAAAUAAAACAUUCACGUAUAUAUUAUAUAAAUAAGCAAAACUCUGGUAGGUAAUCCAUUGGCCUUAAAAACUUGAAAGCUAAUCUGUGAGGCUAUAAACACCCAGAACCAAACAGUUAUCAUUAAUAUAUUUUUAUGCCAGAGAAAUUAUCUAACUUUUUCCCCCCCUGAUUUGUCAGACUAAUCUGGGCUACUGGCAUUGAAAUUUUCUGAAGCAUUGAUCUUUUGUAGGCCUACCUCUCCACACUUCACCGGCUGUCCUGUUAAUUCCUCGCUGGGAUACAGGGCAUAUGUUAUUCCAUCCUUUUUCGACUGGGAUUAGAUCAAGACGUAGAUAAAUAACCCUAACCCUUGCUCCUUUGACAGCAAGCAUUUUCAAUACUGCAGCCUGUCCACUACAUGGACUGAUAAGAAAUAUAUUUAUAUUUUUGUACCACAGUCCAGAAUAUACAGAAAUAACUAGAUAGUUGGGUAUCAGGAUAUCAUCAUCACCAUCCAGCCAUGAGUAUUGAGAUCCCGGCGGGUCUGACCGAGCUUUUGCAGGGUUAUACGGUGGAGGUGCUGCGCCAGAGGCCUCCAGAUCUGGUUGAGUUCGCUGUGCAGUAUUUCACCAGACUCAGAGACACGAGGAGUCAAGAUGGGUCCGGGGCCAUUGCCAAAUCUGCCGGCAAGGGGGUGAUGUUCGAUGGUGAGCCCAUGCAGACGGAGUCUAAUGGCGAAGAUGACGACGAAGAUGACUCUGACUUUGAGCCACCUCCCCCCAGCAGAUUUAACCGGAGAGUGUCGGUGUGUGCCGAGGCGUUUAACCCUGACGAAGAUGAGGAAGACUCCGAGCCAAGAGUCGUUCACCCCAAAACAGAUGAGCAAAGAUGCAGGUUACAGGAGGCUUGCAAAGACAUACUGCUGUUCAAAGCUCUCGACCAGGAGCAGUUUUCAGAAGUGCUGGAUGCCAUGUUUGAAGUGCUUGUGCAGCCACAAGAACACGUAAUCGAUCAGGGAGAUGAUGGGGAUAAUUUCUACGUCAUUGAAAGGGGCGUGUAUGAUAUUGUGGUGCAGAAGGAUGGCGUGGGCUGCUGCGUUGGUCAGUACGAUAACAAGGGCAGCUUUGGAGAGCUGGCGCUUAUGUACAACACACCUCGUGCUGCUACCAUCAUCUCCAAGCAGGAGGGGGCCCUCUGGGGACUGGACCGAGCAACAUUCCGUAGGCUGAUUGUGAAGAACAAUGCGAAGAAGAGAAGGAUGUACGAGUGCUUCAUUGAGUCUGUGCCACUCCUCAAAUCUCUGGAGUUGUCUGAAAGAAUGAAGAUUGUUGACGUUUUGGGGGUGAAGACCUUUCAGGAUGGAGAGAGGAUUAUCAUGCAGGGUGAUAAAGCAAACUGUUUUUACAUUAUUGAAUCUGGGGAUGUGAAGAUCAUGAUGAAGAGUAAAACAAAAGCAGACCAGCAGGAUAAUGCUGAGGUAGAAAUAACUCGUUGCACUAGAGGGCAGUACUUUGGAGAGCUUGCACUUGUAACCAACAAACCACGGGCUGCCUCAGCUUACGCCAUUGGAGAUGUUAAGUGCUUGGUGAUUGAUGUGCAGGCGUUUGAGCGCUUAUUGGGCCCGUGCAAGGAGAUCAUGAAGAGGAACAUUGCUCACUACGAAGAGCAGCUGGUGGCUUUGUUUGGCUCCAGCGUGGAUCUCAGAGACUGACAGAGACUGGCCGUGCCUUACACACCUCACAUACACACUCCACAUACAUGCACACACAAACACUUAAGUAAUCUAAUACAUAUAGUUUAUAUACACACACCACAAUUUGUAGGCACACACUCCUUUUUAUGUUCACCUCCUACCCCAGAAGAGAGACAAUGGAAAUUUCUCUGUAUCCUCCGUUUCUCUUGUACCCUCAAAUCGUCCCCGCUAAUCCCAACACACACUCACUUUCACUCUCUCACAAACACACAGCUGCAGUCUCUACAUUAGCCUCCAUGUCAGCUCUCUGAUGUGAAAUGGAAGCAUUACACGUCCUCGAGCUGUGACCCUCAAGCAACAAGGACGACCGUGCGGACACCAAAACACAUUUGCGUACUUGAUCAUAUUGCAACUUACUUGCAAAACGCACACAGUCCAACAAAUAAAUCCAGCCAAGGACUCAUCCCUUCCCAUGGACAUGCAUUUAAAAGAGAAGAAAAAACUUUAGAGGACAUGAAAUAAUGUUCGGAGAAAGAAAGGAAGCCUGAAAACUGAACUUAAAAUGCAAAAAAAAAAUGGUUGAACAGAAGUUUUAGAAAAAUUUUAUGACCGUGCAAAGCUUUUGAUUAACACUUAUUUAAAUAAGACUUGUUUCCUUUCCUGCUAUUGGUGCAUUGAGUUAGUGCUGGUGGUAUCCACGGUGACCAAUGUUAGAUCCUUGUCUUGCUCACACAAACUCCAUAUAUGGUAUUGAUUUAAUGUAUUAUUAUUAUUAUUAUUACUGCUACUAUUGUUGGGUUUGGUCCCCCCCCUCCCCCCCGCUCUGUUGGAGAAUGUGAGGCAGACUCUAGUGCUUAUUUCUUCUCUUGGUCAUUCUGGAUGAGAUGUUCUGAAAAGUAAAUAAAGCAAAACAUUUUGUUAACAUA
Messenger RNA from Neoarius graeffei (lesser salmon catfish), 3512 nucleotides. RefSeq names its product protein kinase, cAMP-dependent, regulatory, type II, alpha A (gene prkar2aa). The transcript has 10 exons. The record is from RefSeq and is a predicted model, not a curated record. Gene Ontology annotation, biological process: regulation of protein phosphorylation. NCBI's taxonomy places the organism in Eukaryota, Metazoa, Chordata, Actinopteri, Siluriformes, Ariidae. Gene Ontology annotation, cellular component: cAMP-dependent protein kinase complex. Gene Ontology annotation, molecular function: cAMP-dependent protein kinase regulator activity. Bases 1414 to 2604 code for a protein of 396 amino acids.